Frieseomelitta varia is the source of this 2591-nucleotide messenger RNA. It is a transcript of the gene Fcp1, whose product is annotated as RNA polymerase II subunit A C-terminal domain phosphatase. The coding region runs from base 165 to 2405 and encodes 746 amino acids. Gene Ontology annotation, molecular function: RNA polymerase II CTD heptapeptide repeat phosphatase activity. The record is from RefSeq and is a predicted model, not a curated record. The transcript is spliced from 7 exons. Gene Ontology annotation, cellular component: nucleus. NCBI's taxonomy places the organism in Eukaryota, Metazoa, Arthropoda, Insecta, Hymenoptera, Apidae.
AGUACAUGUGUAUGUGAAUUUCAGUAGUAUUGAGAAAUUGAACAUCAGUGUGUAUUUAUGUCAUCUCCCGCGCAAAAACGUUAGGCGUUUAAUGAUAUUUAUUAUUUAAUUUCUUUCAAUUGUAGAUAACAUUUUAACGUCUGAAUGUUAGCUACUAGAAAGUUAUGGGUACAAUAGAGAUAACGUUUCCGUUUGGCGGACAACCAGGAAAAAUAUUGAAAUGGAGAGUCCGGAUGGAUACUAUGAUUUCAGCGGGUAGAGUGUUGUUUUUGUAUCAGAAUGUUAUUCCAGGAACAGAAGAUAGUAAAGGUCCUGAGAAGAAAUAUCGGGCCACACGAUUUGGUCGUAUUACAAAAAUUUUAGCAAAAGAAGGAGAUAUAAUUCAACCUGGGCAAGUGAUCAUGAUAUUAGAAGGAUGUAAACAUCCUACUGUAAUGAAAGAUUUAUGUGCUGAAUGUGGUGUAGAUUUAAGAGUCGAGGGAAUUGGUAAAGAAAAUGAAAGUACAAAAAUAUCACAAGCUAGUGUACCAAUGGUACAUAGUGUUCCAGAAUUAAAAGUAUGUCCAGAAUUGGCUGAAAAGAUUGGAAAGGAAGAUGAACAACGUCUUUUGAGUGAUCGCAAGUUAGCAUUACUUGUGGAUCUUGAUCAAACAAUUGUUCAUACAACAAAUGAUAAUGUUCCUCCUAAUAUGAAGGAUGUUUAUCAUUAUCAACUUUAUGGACCAAAUUCUCCAUGGUAUCACACUCGUUUGAGACCUAAUACCAGACACUUUCUUUCUGAAAUGAGUCGUUUAUAUGAAUUACAUAUAUGUACAUUUGGGGCAAGGAAUUAUGCACAUACUGUAGCAGCAUUAUUGGAUAUAGAUGGAACAUUAUUUUCUCAUAGAAUACUUUCAAGGGACGAAUGUUUUGAUCCUGCAUCAAAAACAGCUAAUCUUAAGGCUUUAUUUCCUUGUGGAGACGAUUUAGUAUGCAUUAUAGAUGAUAGAGAAGAUGUAUGGCAAGGAUGUGGGAAUUUAGUUCAAGUUAAACCUUAUCACUUUUUUCGUCAUACUGGUGAUAUACAUGCACCACCAGGGCUAGAAAAAAAUGAUAUAUCUGUUUUGCCUGACUUACAAAAUAUAAAUGAAGUUUGUAAUGAUGAAAAUCCAAGUGAAUCAGAUAAAAAUGAUGCAUCAGAAUUGUUAAAUGAAGGAAAUAAAAUUGAUAAUAAUCCGGAAAAGGAAAUUAAGGAUAAAGAUAACGAAAGUGAACAUGAACUUGUAGAAAAAAAUGAAAAUACUAAAGAUGACAUCAAGAAUAAUGACAAUCUAAAUCUUGAUUCUAAUAAUGAGAACAAACAUGAAGAUAAAGCAUCAGAAAGAGGAAACGAAAAUUUAACAUUAUCUGAAUCAAUACAAGAUAUUAAAAUCGCAAAUAAAAAUCCAGAUGAAAAUAAUAUUAUAGAUGAAGAUGAUGACGAUUACUUAUUAUAUCUUGAAGAUAUUCUUCGUAGAAUUCAUACUAAAUUUUAUGCCACUAUAGAAAAAGAAGGUGGACGGAAAUCAUUAAGAGAUAUUAUUCCACGAGUACGGGCUCAAGUUUUAAAAGAAGUAUACUUAACUUUUAGUGGACUAAUACCUACUCAUCAAAAACUUCAUCAAAGUCGAGCUUAUAAAGUUGCCAGAGCAUUCGGUGCAGAAGUGGCACAGGACUUGUCAGAUAAAACUACUCAUUUAGUUGCUAUCAGACCUGGCACAGCAAAAGCUAAUGCAGCAAAGAAAAAUCCAAAUAUAAAAAUUGUAAAUCCAGAUUGGCUUUGGACUUGCGCGGAACGCUGGGAACAUGUUGAUGAGCGUCUAUUUCCACUUACUGCAAAGGCACGUGCUUCUAGAAUACCACCUCCACAUUGUAGUAGUCCAGAACGUAUAGAAGAAUUAGAAAAUAAUAUAGGAGAUAGUUUUGCUAAUAGUAUUAAUCCGUUAAUGUCAUUCACACCAGAAGAAAUAGAAAUUAUGGAUAAAGAAGUUGAAGAAGAUAUGGAUGAUCAAGAAUUAGAUGCACCUGUCUUUGAUACAGAGGACAUAAAUGAUGAUGAAGAACAUGAUAAAAAAACUCGUCACAGAGAUUCUGAUUCUGAUGAUUCACCAAAACGUGAUCGUAAUGCAAAUGAACCAAUAAGAAAGAAAAAGAAGCUUUCUAAUGAUAGUUCGGAUGAUACUUCAAGUGAGAAUGAUGAUACUCCAGACGAUGACGAUGAUGAUCCCGUAACGCGUUUUAGAAGAGGCGAAAAUUUACCUGAUGAUUUAGAUUUCGGUGAUAAUUCACAAGAUUCAGUUGAAGAUUUGGAAAUAAUGGAUAAUGAAGAUGAACGAGAAUGGAACGAAAUGGGAGCAGCGCUUGAAAGAGAAUUUCUUUCUGAAUGAGUUAUUACAAAAGUUGCUUGUUUCGCAUUGAUACAUUUUAACAAUCAACCAUUUUUAAAACAGCACGUUCGCAAAAUUUUGAUCCAAAUAAUUGGAAACAAUUUUGUAACAAAUUUAAAAUAAUGUAUAAAUUUAAUAAGCUAAAAUACAAAAAAAUCGUUUUGUAUUUGAUUGAAUUUAAAAUAU